GAUACAGCUCCAAGAUUUUAUUGCGAAAAUAAACAUGAUCAUUCUGCUGGCACGCAAAAUUCUCCCUCAGUCGACGAAACUAUAAAAGUUGGAAAAAUUCUUAGUUUAAUGAAAGAACAAAAAAAAAGGAGAAAGAAAAUGAACAAUACCAAUAGCGUCUGGCGACACGAAGAAGUUGUAGCCGCCACUCUACAGCUCGUCCGAACGCUACGACAUCAAUUCAAUGACGCGUUCAACCUCACCAUCGAUCAACUGGUUUUAGCCGAGAAUGACCAAAUACAACGCAUCAAUUUCAAUACAAUAAGUCCUCUAAACACAAAUUUCGGUUACAUGUUUCUGGCGAUGGGCGUCGUCGAAACUUCAGUCAUGUGA
Ambispora gerdemannii is the source of this 372-nucleotide messenger RNA. NCBI's taxonomy places the organism in Eukaryota, Fungi, Glomeromycota, Glomeromycetes, Archaeosporales, Ambisporaceae. The record is from the annotation of a GenBank genome assembly.